Cuculus canorus (common cuckoo) is the source of this 2843-nucleotide messenger RNA. It is a transcript of the gene FZD1, whose product is annotated as frizzled class receptor 1. The transcript has a single exon. Gene Ontology annotation, biological process: canonical Wnt signaling pathway; non-canonical Wnt signaling pathway. The coding region runs from base 141 to 1871 and encodes 576 amino acids. Gene Ontology annotation, cellular component: plasma membrane. The record is from RefSeq and is a predicted model, not a curated record. Gene Ontology annotation, molecular function: Wnt-protein binding; Wnt receptor activity. NCBI's taxonomy places the organism in Eukaryota, Metazoa, Chordata, Aves, Cuculiformes, Cuculidae.
GGCGGGCGCUGAGCCGCGCGAGUGGCGGCCGGGGCUGCCCCGUCCCUGCCCGCCGCUCCCUUCAUGAGGCGCAAGUUCGGGCCGGGAAGAGCAGCGGCGGGGCGGCGAGAGCCCGGCCGGGCGGGCGGCACCGACUGAGCAUGGCCGAGAGGCGCGAGCCGGCGGCGAGCGGCGGCGGGGAAGUUGGCGGCCGGUGCCCGGGGCUGCCGCUGCUGCUGGUGCUGCUGUGGGCGGCGGCGCUGCCGGCCCGGGGGCAGCCGCCCGCGCCGCAGUACAACGGCGAGCGGGGCAUCUCCAUCCCGGACCACGGGUACUGCCAGCCCAUCUCCAUCCCGCUCUGCACUGACAUCGCCUACAACCAGACCAUCAUGCCCAACCUGCUGGGCCACACCAACCAGGAGGACGCGGGGCUGGAGGUGCACCAGUUCUACCCUCUGGUGAAGGUGCAGUGCUCGGCCGAGCUCAAGUUCUUCCUCUGCUCCAUGUACGCGCCGGUGUGCACCGUGCUGGAGCAGGCCCUGCCGCCCUGCCGCUCCCUCUGCGAGCGGGCUCGCCAGGGCUGCGAGGCCCUCAUGAACAAGUUCGGCUUCCAGUGGCCCGACACGCUGCGCUGCGAGAAGUUCCCGGUUCACGGCGCGGGCGAGCUGUGCGUGGGGCAGAACGCCUCGGAGCGCGGCACCCCCACGCCCGCGCUGCGCCCCGAGAGCUGGACCAGCAACCCGCACCGGGGCGCCGGGCACGGCGAUGCCCGCGGGCGCUUCUCCUGCCCGCGGGCGCUGAAGGUGCCCUCCUACCUGAACUACCGCUUCUUGGGCGAGAAGGACUGCGGGGCGCCCUGCGAGCCCGGCCGCCUCUACGGGCUCAUGUACUUCGGGCCCGAGGAGCUGCGCUUCUCCCGCACCUGGAUCGGCAUCUGGUCUGUGCUCUGCUGCGCCUCCACGCUCUUCACCGUCCUCACCUACCUGGUCGACAUGAAGCGAUUCAGCUACCCCGAGCGGCCCAUUAUCUUCCUCUCGGGCUGCUACACGGCGGUGGCCGUGGCCUACAUCGCCGGCUUCCUCCUGGAGGAGAGGGUGGUCUGCAACGAGCGCUUCACCGAGGACGGGUCCCGCACCGUGGCGCAGGGCACCAAGCGGGAGGGUUGCACCAUCCUCUUCAUGAUGCUCUACUUCUUCGGCAUGGCCAGCUCCAUCUGGUGGGUCAUCCUGUCCCUCACCUGGUUCCUGGCCGCCGGCAUGAAGUGGGGCCACGAGGCCAUUGAGGCCAACUCCCAGUACUUCCACCUGGCCGCCUGGGCCGUGCCAGCUAUCAAGACCAUCACCAUCCUGGCGCUGGGGCAGGUGGAUGGGGACGUCCUCAGCGGCGUCUGCUUUGUGGGCAUCAACAACGUGGAUGCCCUUCGGGGCUUCGUGCUGGCCCCCUUGUUCGUCUACCUGUUCAUCGGCACCUCCUUCCUGCUGGCUGGCUUCGUGUCCCUCUUCAGGAUCCGGACCAUCAUGAAGCACGAUGGCACCAAGACGGAGAAGCUGGAAAAGCUCAUGGUGAGGAUAGGCAUCUUCAGCGUCCUCUACACGGUGCCGGCCACCAUCGUCAUUGCCUGCUAUUUUUAUGAGCAAGCUUUUAGGGAACAGUGGGAGAGGAGCUGGGUCACACAGAGCUGUAAGAGCUAUGCCAUCCCGUGCCCCAACAACCACAGCAGCCAUCACCCACCCAUGAGCCCCGACUUCACCGUCUUCAUGAUCAAGUAUCUCAUGACCUUGAUUGUGGGCAUCACCUCGGGCUUCUGGAUCUGGUCUGGGAAAACCCUGAACUCCUGGAGGAAGUUUUAUACCAGGCUGACCAACAGCAAGCAGGGAGAGACCACCGUCUGAGAGCCCUGCCCGCUAGAACCAGGGGACAGUGGGCAGCCGGAGGACCGGGGCUCAGCCUUGGGAAGCAGCUCCUUUUCCAGCCUGGGCAAACUUUGGGGCCUGCGAGUGUUUUCCGCGGGCGGCAGGAGAGGAGGGCGAGGCAGGUGGGCAGCCCUCCCUGCUUCUCCCGGGCCGGCUCUGUCAGGUUGGGGGAGAGGGAUGUAAAUAGCCUCUGUAAGAUUUUGUAAGUAUAUUUGUAUUUAAAUUACAAAAAAAAAAUUCUCAACUUUUUUAAUUAUUUAGGACACUUUUAACCCAUUUGCGGAUUUCGGUUCCUCACCUGCACCCUCUUUUUUUCCUUAAUUUGAAAAAAAAAGGGGGUGGGGGGUGUUGGAUUUUUAUUUCAUAGGGCAGGAUGGCAAAAACUGCCGGUAAAAGAAAAAAACAAAGCCCUUUUUUCUCCCCUCCCCACCUCCGCCCUCCGAGGAUUUGUAAUGGCUUUUGUUGGGAGUUCCAUCUGCAAGAGCAGCAGAGCCCGGAGCGGUCCCGGUCCCGGGCUGCCAGGGGUAGGUGGCCGUGGAGGUGGGGUUGGGGAGGAGCGCCGGGGCAGGACGGACAGACAGCCGCCCCUCCGCUUCCCCUCGCCUGGCGGGACCCGCCAGACCCUUUUUUUUUGGAGGGGGGGGUAGAAACAACGAGCAGCCCCGCCCGGCGGGGUGCCCUCUCCCGGUUCUUUAAAACUUAUUUAAAUGCACCAGAUAGUUACAGAAGAGUUGGCGUGUUUGGUGGUAGGAGCUGAGGUUUAAUGUCGUUUGCACCUGUAGCACGUCCGCAGGCUUGGGAGGUGGAUGGGGACACGGAUGGCACCGCGCUGCCCUCUCGCUGCGAGCCGCUCCCCGGCGGCUCCUUCCCGCGGGUUAGCAGCGACGGGCUCAGUAAAAACAGCUUCAUCCGAAGAAAACGCAGCACUCUGAUUCUUUCCCCCCCCCCCCC